This is a messenger RNA of Octopus bimaculoides (California two-spot octopus), 2468 nucleotides long. RefSeq names its product protein amalgam. The record is from RefSeq and is a predicted model, not a curated record. Gene Ontology annotation, molecular function: cell adhesion molecule binding. Gene Ontology annotation, biological process: cell-cell adhesion. NCBI's taxonomy places the organism in Eukaryota, Metazoa, Mollusca, Cephalopoda, Octopoda, Octopodidae. Gene Ontology annotation, cellular component: cell-cell junction; plasma membrane.
UUCACUCUUCAGGUGUCCUCUAAGCGCAUGCGUCCUCCUCCAACAGGUAUUUCCUAUAAAAUGGAGAACCUGCGAAGGUUGACCUAUAUUUUAUUGCUCUAUUCUUUUACACUUUCUCCAGUUAUUUCUGUUGAUCCAAUUGUGACAAUUAAGCAACCUGAAGAUAAGUUUGGAGAUAGAACGAUUACUGCUUUAAAAAAUGAUGAUGUCGCAAUGGUGUGCGUUGUCAUGAACAAAGAUUCAAAUACUCCGGUGAAGUGGAGUCGUAUCGAUGGCAAAGUUAGACAUGAUGUUGGCACUGACACCAGUUCGUCAAACACCCAGAAAUACAUUAUUGUCCAGGUGACUGCAGUCUCCUGGCGUUUGACCAUCCAGAAUAUCCAAGAGAGUGACAAAGGACAAUAUGUGUGUAAGGUCCAAAUAGAUGAGAAACAAUAUAGUUCUGACUUUCGCUUUGUGAGGGUCGUAGAAAAACCUCAAAUCCUUGACAUGAGAACAAGUAGUGACACCAGUAUUGAUUAUGGAGAGAAACUGACCCUAUCUUGUAAUGCCCAAGGAAUGCCCCCUCCAAAGGUCAUCUGGUCACGAAUGGCUGGAGCUGAUUUACCAGACGGUGGAAUGGAGAGAUGGAAUACGCUGCUGCCAAUUAACAAGAUAACACCCAAAGAUCGAGGCAAAUAUAUUUGCCAAGCGGUCAAUGAAGCAGGUGUUGAUAAGAGAGUCAUCUCAGUCCUUGUGCGAUUUCCUCCUCAAAUCAAUCCUGAGAAAAGUCGUGUUGCACAGGCACUUGGUUAUCGAACAGAAUUGGUAUGUUUCAUUGAAGCUUUCCCUGAUGUUACCAAAGAACUAAUUACUUGGACCAGGAUUGGAACCCCUAUAGACAGAGAUUCUGACCGGUAUAAAAUUGUGUUCAUUUCUGGAGCAUUCAACCGUGUCACCAGUAAACUGAUCAUCAAAGGAGUACAAAGUGUUGAUUACGGAAAUUAUGUGUGUAAAGCAACUAAUACUAAAGGUUCUAAUGAAAGACAGAUUUCUCUUGAAAAAUCCAGCGAACCUAUAAGAGACCGUACUGGUUCCUUGACAUCAUCAGCAUCGUCUCUUGGCACUUCCAGUUUCUUUCUUUUCUCUUAUUUUAUUCAGCGUCACCUAAUGAACCGUUGAUUGUUAUUUUUAUACCCUCGACCUUUCCCACUCCACAUGUAUAUAUAGCCCCUUCCUCUAAGUGAUGGCUCUGGCCUAUUAAAAUGUUCCUAAAGUGUUCUUAUAUAUACCCUGAAGUAGUAUUAGAAUCAGUUAAACUGUGAGUCAUCCUUGCUAACUCAUAACUCCCCUACAAGCUAAAAUUCAAAUACUUAUGAAUUAUUUUGAUACCUAUUUUACUCAAAUAUAUUUUCCUAGCCAUUCGAUGUUUCGAAAAAAAAGUUAUUCUUAUAAUUAAAUAUUAUUGGGAAUUGUAUAAAAAAAUUUGUAAUAUAGGCACAGUAAGUAGCUUGCUUACCAACCACAUGGUUCCAGGUUCAUUCCCACUGCAUGGCACCGUGGGCAAGUGUCUUCUACUAUAGCCUCGGGCCGACCAAAGCCUUGUGAGUGGAUUUGGUAGACGGAAACUGAAAGAAGCCUGUCGUAUAUAUGUAUAUAUAUAUAUAUAUGUGUGUCUGUUUUUCCCCCCCAACAUCGCUUGACGACCGAUGGUGGUGUGUUUACGUCCCCUUAACUUAGCGGUUCGGCAAAAAGAGACCGAUAGAAUAAGUACUAGGCAUCCAAAGAAUAAGUCCUGGGGUCGGUUUGUUCGACACAAAAGGCGGUGCUCCAGCAUGGCCACAGUCAAAUGACUGAAACAAGUAAAAGAGAAUAUUUUGUAAAUUGUAGAAGUAUGACCAAGUUAUUGCAGAUAAAUUUCAACAGCAAAAUCCCUCAUGCACCCACAAGGGCCAUAUUGACCCUAGUUGGGAACCAUAGGUUUAAAUGAACGUCAGCCAAGCAGUGGAAUCAUUUCAGUUGACUGAAUUAUGAAUGCUACUACAUUGCUGAAGACAAUAAAGAACAAAUCUAUUUUUGUCUUCUGGGAAAUAAGUGUCAUCAACAAAGUAGCCAGGUAUGACAAUGUUCCCUUCUGAGAUUAAUCAUAAAAUAGCUGUACUUGUUGAAAACCCCAUAUCUUCAGUUUUGAUCAGGUACGUGCCAUCUAGGUAGGCAGCUUGGAUAAAAUAGAUUGAUAACAUUCUCCUUCAUGGCAAAAUAUACACCUAACUCAAUAAUUCAAUAAACACAGACGCAUUCACAUAUAAAACUAUAAAGUAGAUAAACCGUUGCAUUAAUAAGAUAGAAUAAUCAUCCAAUAACUAUAUAACAAAGUACAUUAAAUGAUUUUACUAUUGUUUAUGAAACUUCUGUUUCUCUAUUUGCAAUUUUUAUAUUUUUCUAAAAACUCUGAACAUUUAUAUAAUAAAAUUUUUUUUAAUUUUAAA